Messenger RNA from Fomitiporia mediterranea MF3/22, 498 nucleotides. RefSeq lists its product as uncharacterized. Bases 1 to 498 code for a protein of 165 amino acids. NCBI's taxonomy places the organism in Eukaryota, Fungi, Basidiomycota, Agaricomycetes, Hymenochaetales, Hymenochaetaceae. The record is from RefSeq and is a predicted model, not a curated record. The transcript has 2 exons.
AUGGUGUAUGUAGGUUGUAUUCAAAAUCCUUGGACACUCGUCAAAACGCUCACAGUGACGUUAGACACGAACCCAAGAUCUUCAUAUGGUGAUUGGGUUGAUGAUUCCGGAAACUUGCGGUAUGGUAUGGUAUGGUAUGGUAUAUUUCCUGGCAUGCGGAGAUCUUCAUCUUCUUCCUAUCUUGGGCUGCCAUUAAACACGGACACAGGGCACAAUAUUGACCAUUUCCAAUAUGGCUGCAACAUGCAAAGACGACACAGUUACACUCGACGCCGCAAUGCUGCCGUCGGUCCGUCACUGCACUCAUUAUCAAUUACUGCACGUUCAGCAACGACCACCGGUAUUGUUGUUGUUGUUGUUGCCACUGUUGGUGUUGUUGCUGUUGUUGUUAUUGUUGGCGUUGUUGCUGGUGUUGUUGUUGGAAGAGUUGUUGUUGUUGCCGGAUUGAGAGGACAUUCUGUCACGUUGUGGACUCGUGUAGAGAAAUCCUAUAAAUAA